AUGUUCUUGAGAAACAUGGUCAAAACAAGAAGCUUUUCUAAGCGUUUGAUAUCAAACAAAUCCAAAUUACCUUUGAAAGUAGGCUCGAUCAAUAUACUUGAUUUAGGCACAGUGGUCAACCGAGAUGGGUUCCAUACAGAACGCUUUAUUUUCUCUGUAGGCUACAUUAUACGCAGACUAUGUCCUAGUGCUGUUUAUCCUGAUAAAUACACGGUGAUGACAGCCAAGAUACUAGAUAGAAAUCAUUCUCAACUCUUAAUGACUACAGCUGAUCAACCAGACAAUACUCCCAUUGCCUCUUCCAUUCCUAGAGCUUGA
Molecule: messenger RNA, 318 nt
Organism: Gilbertella persicaria
Lineage: Eukaryota; Fungi; Mucoromycota; Mucoromycetes; Mucorales; Choanephoraceae
Exons: 2
Coding region: 1-318 (105 amino acids)
Cellular component (GO): nucleus
Source: RefSeq, a predicted model, not a curated record